CAAUUUGUAACAACAGAUGAUCGAGAGCAGAGCUAGAGGGGAGAUUAUAAGGACAUGACAAAUUAUUGAGCAGGAGUAAAGACAUUGCAGACAACCCGCCACUGAAAAAUGUGGACAGAGCCUAUUUGGAUUUUGAUCGCACUGGCAGUCCUAGUCCCAGCUCAAGGCAACCCUCCAGUGAUAACAAAUUUCCCAAAAGAGGAUUUGGUUAAACCAGAGGACGUGAAAUUCAAGUCAGAUCCAAGCUUCACACUUCCUUGCAAUGCCACCGGAUCCAACUUAACGUGGACCUGGAAGCAUAAUGGGACAGCUAUAACCGACAGCUCACACUUUGACCUGAGUGAAGAUGGUACCUUGACUGGCAAGAACCUCCGUGCAAUCCACAGUGGUACAUACCAGUGCUUUGUCAAGGACGAAGUCACUGGCGCUGUGGCAUUUAGCAGGAAACUUAAAGUCGCGGUCACAGUCGUUGGCGACUUCAUCGAUUCCAAGGAUGACGUGGUAAAAGUAAAUCUCGGCGAGUCUUUCUACUACGACUGUCCACCUCAUUCAUACAGCUAUGGGGUGGUCUACAGCUGGGGAAACAUCCGUUUCAAUACACCGUACACAUUCGCAAGAAAUGAACGUCGGUCUAUUCUAAGCAAUGGUACUUUGUAUAUUACGUAUUUAACGCAAAAAGACAUCGAUGAAAUUGAAUUGUACGAUGGCAUCAAGUGUACCAUUUCUGGAGCGAAUUUUUUUCAAAGAUCUGGGACCUUGAGAUUGGAGAAGAUCAAUGAAAAUCAAACAGAUUCUGAAAACUCUACUUCACCCUCGUGGUUACUAACCCCAAAUGAGAAAGAGAGUGCCGUAGAAGGAAAGAGCAAGAUUUUGUAUUGCUUUGCAAAUGGAAGACCAACACCAAAAAUUACUUGGAAGAAGGAUGGACGCAAGAUAACAGAUGGACAGAACUCGUUUAUCAUUUCUGACACUUUCUUUGGAAGGCGUCUUUCCAUUGAAAGUGUUGAUGAGACCAAUCACCAAGGCGUCUACACUUGUGAGGCCGAAAANNUAUGCUCUAACACCCUUGCGAUCCUAUUCCACUUCGCAGUUCCACCAAAAUGGGCAGCGAAUCCUCCACCAAAUGACAUCACCAUCGUCAUUGAAAAAAACGGCACGUUGGAAUGUCAAGUAACAGCAAACCCUGCUGCAAUAACGACAUGGUAUAAAAAUGGAGAAGUACUUCAGCCUUCAGGGCGUCUUGUCUUAGCUGACAACAAGUUACAUCUAACAGAUGUGAAUCUUGACGAUACAGGCGUCUAUCAAUGCGAGGCCACCAAUGCUCAUGGCACGAUCAUAUCUUCAACUUGGGUCUACGUUUCAGCUUGGAAGCCAUCUUUUGAAAACGUGCAGUUUGGUCCUUUUCAUCUGCUCAAUGAGAAAGAGGCUAGGUUACCUUGUAAGCCUAGCACAGGAGCGCCGCAACCAUCAUAUCGCUGGUUUAAAGAUGGCGAGCUUAUUACUUACGAAGAGAACAGUCGCUACAAGUUGGAUAUGGACGGAACACUGGUUAUAAAAGAAGUCGAUAAGGAUCAAGAUGGGGUCAACUACACUUGCAAGGCAAGCAACCUUAUGGGCGAAGACUCUAUAACCACAGUGCCAAUUAUUCUUGUUCCACCAAGUUUAACAACUGUUCCAGUAAACCAGACCAUCAUGGAGGGCAAAACAGUAACAUUUCAUUGCACUGCCACCGGGAACCCGGCUCCAACGAUAACAUGGACAAAAGAUGGCGAAGAUGUGGAGUCUGGAGAAGUAUUGAGCCUCGAAACCAGCAGGAAUCAGUCUGGAGAAUACGUUUGCACAGCAGAAAAUGGGUUGAAUUUUAACGCUAAUGCCAGUGCUGUCCUGGAUGUUCUUUACAAACCAAGCUUGACUACCCUUCCUUCGGAUCGAACUGUCUUAGAGGGUAACACGGCAACAUUCCACUGUGCAGCCGCUGGAAAUCCAGCCCCUAAGAUAACAUGGAUGAAAGAUGGGAAAACUGUGUCUCAAGAACAAACAUUAAAUAUUGAAACCCACAGAAAUGAUUCUGGAAAGUACUGGUGUCUAGCAGAGAACGGAUUAAAUUCCACUGUUAAUGCUAGUGCUAUGCUUGAUGUUCAAUUUCCGCCAAGUUUAAAAACCACUCCAAUCAACCAGACUGUCAUGGAGGGCGCCUCGGCAACAUUUUACUGCACCGCCACCGGCAACCCAGCUCCAGAGAUAACAUGGACAGUAGAUGGGAUGAAGGUUGGAUCCGGAGAUACGCUGAGCUUUGAAACUAAUAGGAAUCAAACUGGGAAAUACUGGUGCUCAGUGGAGAAUGGAUUAGAUGUUGUCAACGCCAGUGCUGAUCUGGAUGUUUUGUAUAAACCAAGUUUGAUCACUAAUCCGACAAACCAGACCGUCCUGGAGGGUACCUCAGCGACAUUCCGCUGUGUGGCUGAUGGAAAUCCAAUCCCACAAAUAACAUGGAAGAAAGAUGGGAAGACUGUGUCCCAAGGAGACACACUGAACUUUGAAACAAACAGAACUCAAUCUGGCGAAUAUUUUUGUUUGGCAGAGAAUGGUUUAAAUUCUACUGCGAGCGCCAGCGCACAUCUAGAUGUUCAAUAUAGACCAAGUUUGACCACCACUCCGACAAACCACACCGCUCUUGAGGGUACCCUAGCGACAUUCCUCUGUGUGGCUGAUGGAAAUCCAACCCCAACGAUAACAUGGAAGAAAGAUGGGAAGACUUUGACUCACGGAGACACACUGAGCUUCGAAACAAACAGAACUCAAUCUGGCGAAUAUGUUUGUUCAGCAGAGAAUGGCUUGAAUUCUACCGUUAGUGCAAGCGCACAUCUCAACGUUCAAUACACAACUAGUUUAAUCACCAAACCAUCGGACACAGUAGUCAUGGAAAACCAAGACGUUAAUCUCCAAUGUAGUGCCAUUGGGAACCCAACUCCAAAAAUAACGUGGAUCAAAGACGGGGAGGAAGUAGACACAGGAAAUAAACUCAGCUUCAAGGCACUUAGGAGUCAAAGUGGAAGAUACUGGUGUUUGGCACAAAACGGCUUAGAGGACAGUGUUAAUGCCAGUGCUUAUCUGGAUGUACAGUUUCCACCAAGUCUAAUCACAACACCACUUGACCAGAGAGUUAUUGAAGGAGCCAAAGCAACAUUCCACUGCAAUGCCACAGGAAACCCAACCCCACAAAUAACAUGGAAAAAAGAUGGGGAGGUUGUUGCUGAAGGAGAAAGUCUGAGCUUCGGAACUAACAAGAAUCACUCUGGAAAAUACUUGUGCAUCGCAGAAAAUGGAUUGAAUUCUACUGCAAGUGCCAGUGCAAAUCUUGACGUUCAAUUUGCACCAAGUUUGAUCACAACACCAACUGACCAAACAGUUAUGGAGGGAGCCGAAGCAAUAUUCUUCUGCAACGCCACAGGAAAUCCAAUCCCAAAGAUAACAUGGAUGAAAGAUGGAGAGAUUGUAGGUCAGGGAGACACACUCAGUUUUGAAACCAGCAGGAAUCAGUCUGGAAAAUACCUGUGUUCAGCAGAAAAUGGACUUAACUCAACAGUGAAUUCCACUGCUAAUCUUGAUGUUCAAUUUCCUCCAAGGUUCUCUACCAAACCAUCUGAUAAGACUGCCAUGGAAAGUGAACAAGUCACUUUCCACUGUACAGCCACUGGAAACCCAACCCCAACGAUAACAUGGCUAAAAGACGGAAACCGUUUGGCCGAGGGAGAAACGCUGAGUCUCACAGCCAACAGAACCCACUCUGGAAAAUACUGGUGUUUAGCAGACAAUAAUUUAGAUAUAACAGUUAACACAAGUGCUUCCUUGGAUGUGCAGUUUACACCAAGUUUAAUCACAACCCCAGAAGAUCACACAGUCAUGGAAUCUGAAACUGUAACAUUCUAUUGCAAUGCCACUGGCAACCCAACCCCAAGGAUAACAUGGAUUAGAGAUGGGAAGACUAUUGCUGAUGGAAACAUUCUGAGUCUUGAGACCAACAGGAAUCAGUCUGGAGAAUACUGGUGUUCAGCAGAGAAUGGACUUAACUCAACUGUGAAUGCCAGUGCUAAUCUUGACGUUCAAUUUCCUCCUAGUCUCAAAAUCAAACCACAGGAUCAGUCAAUUGUGGAAAAUAAGGAAGUGACUUUCCACUGUACUGCCACUGGCAACCCACCUCCAACUAUAACAUGGAUUGAAAAUGGGAAGACUGUGGCUCAGGGUGAUUCUUGGAGCUUUAUAGCUAAAAGAAAUCAUUCUGGAAAAUACUGGUGUUCUGCAACAAAUGGAUUGGAUAAAACAACCAAUAGUAGUGCCUACCUUAAUGUACAAUUUGCACCAAGCUUAAUUAGUACACCAGCUGACCAGACAGUACUUGAAAGUGAAACAGCAACCUUUUACUGCAAUGCCACUGGAAACCCAGCCCCAAAGAUAUCUUGGAUAAAAGAUGGGAAGACUGUGGCUCAUGGAGAAACACUGACCUUUAAAACAAACAGAACUCAGUCUGGAAAAUAUUGGUGUUCAGCAGAGAAUGGGUUGAAUUCUACUGUCAAUGCUAGCGCUAGUCUUGAUGUUCUGUUUCAACCAAGUUUCACAACUGAACCAUCCAAUCAAACAAUAGUUGAAAAUGAAGAGGUUACUUUACAUUGCAUGGCCACUGGAAACCCAAUCCCUGAGAUAACAUGGAUCAAAGAUGGGAAGACUGUGGCUCAAGGAGACAAACUGAGUUUCAAAGCUAACAGAAGUCAUUCGGGAGAAUACUGGUGUAAAGCUGGAAAUGGUCUGGAUAUCUCUAUCAAUGCUAGUGCUUACCUGGACGUCCAAUUUGCACCUGGUUUAAUUACGGAACCAGUUGACCAAACUGUUACUGAAUCGGAAAAUGUAACAUUCCACUGCAAUGCCAUCGGGAAUCCAACUCCAAAGAUAUCAUGGAUGAAAGAUGGGAAGACUGUGGCUGAAGGAAAAACACUGAGCUUUGAAACCAACAGGAAUCAAUCUGGAAAGUACUGGUGUUUAGCAGAGAAUGGACUUAAUUCCACUGUUAAUGCAAGUGCCACUCUAGAUGUCCAAUUUCCACCCAGUUUUACCACCAAGCCUUCCAACGAGACCGUUGUUGAAAAUAAGGUGGUGGCAUUUUACUGUGCUGCCAUUGGUAACCCUGUUCCAAAAAUAACCUGGAUGAAAGAUGGAAAGAUAGUAUCACAAGGAGAGAGUCUUUCCUUUGGAGCGAUCAGAAGUAAGGCUGGAAAGUACUGGUGUUCAGUGAGUAAUGGCUUGGGUGUUGCUGUCAACGCAAGUGCUCAUCUUGAUGUACAAUUUGCACCAAGUUUAAUCACAAAACCAACAAACCAGACAGUAAUCGAGUCCCAAACUGUAACAUUCAACUGCUCUGCCACUGGGAACCCAACCCCAAAGAUAACUUGGCUAAAAGAUGGGACUACUAUGGGUCAUGGAGAAACACUGAGCUUUGAAGUGAACAGGAAUAAAUCUGGAAAAUAUUGGUGCACAGCUGAGAAUGGAUUGAGUGUGAUUGUGAAUGCCAGUGCUAUUCUUGAUGUACAAUUUCCACCAAGCAUAAUAACCAGGCCAUCAGAUCAAAAGAUCAUUGAAAACAAAAGGAUAACCUUCCACUGUACUGCCACUGGGAACCCAACUCCAAAGGUAUCGUGGCUGAAAGGUGGAGAGACUGUGGCUAAAGGAGAAACUUUGAGCUUUGAAGUCAACAGAAAUCAAUCAGGAAAAUACUGGUGUUCAGUAGAAAAUGGUCUGGGUAUCACAGUGAACGCCAGUGCCCACCUUAAUGUGCAAUACCCACCAAGUUUGACCACAAAACCAGUUAAUCGGGUUGUCCUUGAAGGCACAGAAACUACCUUCCACUGUGCUGCAGAUGGGAACCCUGUGCCUGAGAUAAAGUGGAUGAAAGAUGGCAAGACUGUGGCUACUCAAGGAUUGCUUAUCUUUGAAGCUAUGAGGAAUCAAUCUGGGAAAUAUUGGUGUUCUGUGGAAAAUGGACUGAAUUCUACUGUUAAUGCUAGUGCCACUCUUGAUGUUCAGUAUUUGCCAAAUUUUGUGAACAAGCCUGUUAACCAAACAGUAAAAGAGACUGACAUGGUAAUGUUUCAUUGCAAUGCCACUGGAAACCCGUUGCCAAAUGUAACUUGGUACAAGGAUGGAAAGACUGUGGCACAUGGAGAGACACUAAGAUUUGAAAGCAACAGGAAUAAUUCUGGAAAUUACUGGUGCAUGGCAGAGAAUGGCUUAAAGACAGUGAUGAACACCAGUGCAUAUCUUGACGUGCUUUUUGCACCAAGCCUAACCACUGCACCCAGUAACCAAACAGUUCUUGAGUCGGAUGAAGCAACUUUCCAAUGCAUUGCCACUGGUAACCCAACCCCAAAGAUAACGUGGACUAAAGAUGGGAUGACUGUGGGUUCUGGAGAGAUUCUAAGAUUCUCAGCAAGCAGGAACCAAUCUGGGAAAUACUGGUGUUCAGCUGAGAAUGGAUUCAAAGCCACUGUCAAUGCUAGUGCUUAUCUUGAUGUGCAUUUCGCACCAAGUCUCACGGGUGAAAAGGUUAACAAGACCGUCAAUGAAUCUGAUGAAGUGACUCUCCAUUGCGAUGCAAUUGGUAACCCUGCACCAAAGAUAACGUGGAUGAAGGAUGGAAAACCUGUGGCUUAUGGCGAUACACUACGCUUCACAGCUCUGAGGAAUGAUUCCGGAAUAUACCUGUGUUUGGCAGAUAACGGGUUGAAUGUCACUGUCAAAGCGAGAACUCGCCUUAAUGUACAAUAUCCUCCAAGCUUCUCCAUAAAACCUUCUGACAAAACUGUCGUAGAGGCUAAUGACGUAACGUUUACCUGUAAUGCAACCGGUAACCCAACCCCAAAGAUAGUGUGGAUCAAGGAUGGUACGACUGUGUCUCAUGGGGAAACUUUGAGUUUGACGCCGAAUAAGGGUGAAUCUGGAGAGUACUGGUGUUCUGCGGAGAAUGGACUGGGUCCUGCUAUCAACACAAGUGCCUAUCUUGAUGUACAAUUUCCAGCAAACCUAACAACUACACCAGUAAAUCAAACUGUCCUCGAAGGAGAAACAGCCACAUUGGAUUGUGCAGCCUCUGGUAACCCAACACCAAACAUAUCUUGGAUCAAGGAUGGGAUUACUGUGGGUAAAGGAGAUCACCUCAGCUUAGUAGUCAACAGGAAUCAGUCCGGAAAUUACUGGUGUGUGGCAGAAAAUGGAUUUCAAACUAUUGUCAAUGCUAGUGCCUAUCUGAAUGUGCUGUUUGCACCAAGCAUUACAGUCCGACCGACUAAUCAGACCGUUGAAGAGGGUGGCCUAGCUACGUUCAACUGCAGUGCCAUUGGAAACCCAGUCCCAAAUAUAACCUGGAUUAACAAUGGGAAGACUGUGACUCAGGGAAACACACUGAGUAUUGAUGCCAACAGGAAUCACUCUGGAAGAUACUGGUGUUUAGCAGAUAACGGAUUGAAUCCAACUGUCAACGCUAGUGCCAAUCUUGAUGUGCAAUUUUCACCGAGUAUUACCAUUAAGCCAACUGACAAGACUAUUACUGAAGGUGAUAUGGUAGCCUUCCGCUGCACGGCCAGUGGGAAUCCAAUUCCAGAGAUAAAAUGGAUCAAAGAUGGGAAGACUUUGGCUGAGGGUGACACACUAAGCCUUAAAACAAACAGAACCCAAUCUGGAAAGUACUGGUGUUCAGCACAGAAUGGAGUGAAGUCUGCAGUUAAUGCUAGCGCCAAUCUUGAUGUUCAGUUUCCACCAAGCUUUACUACGAGACCAAGCAACCAAACUGUUGUCGAAGGAACGAAUGUAACUUUCCUUUGCACUGCUACUGGGAACCCAACUCCGACUGUAACGUGGAUGAAAGAUGGGAGUUCUGUGGCUGAAGGAGAGACUCUCGGCUUUGAAACCAGCAGGAAUUAUUCUGGAAAAUAUUGGUGUUUGGCUAAGAAUGGACUGGGUGAAGCUAUCAAUACAACUGUCUAUCUUGAUGUACAAUUUUCCCCGAGUAUUAUCAGCCAACCAACGGAUAAGACUGUUAUUGAGGGAGAUAUGGCAACCUUCCAGUGUACUGCCACUGGCAACCCAGCUCCUAAUAUAACGUGGAUGAAAGAUGGGAAGACUGUGGCUGAAGGAGACACACUUAGCUUCAAACCCAACAGAACUCAAUCUGGAAAAUACUGGUGUUUGGCAGAUAACAGAUUGAAGUCUCCUGUAAAUACCAGCGCCAAUCUUGAUGUCCAGUUUCCGCCAAACUUUAAGUGGAAACCAGCCAACCAGACUGUUAUGGAAGGAACAAAAACUGCAUUCCAUUGUAAUGCCUCUGGGAACCCAACUCCAAAGAUUUCGUGGAUGAAAGAUGGGAAUGCUUUGGCCGAGGGAAACUCUCUCAGCCUUGAAACCAACAGAAACAAUUCUGGAAAUUAUUGGUGUUUGGCUAAGAAUGGAGUGGGUGAAACUAUCAACACCACUGCCUAUCUUGAUGUACAAUUUUCCCCAAGUAUUGUCGUCAACCCAACGAACAAGACUGUCGCAGAAGGAAAUGAGGUAGCCUUCCACUGUACUGCCACUGGGAACCCAACUCCAACAAUAACGUGGAUUAAAGAUGGCAAGACUGUAGAGGAAGGAGAUACACUGAGCUUUGAAGCUAACAGAACUCAAUCUGGAAAAUACUUGUGUUUAGCAGACAAUGGAUUGAAGUUUACCGAUAAUGCUAGUGCCAAUCUUGAUGUUUUGUAUCAACCAAGUUUUACUUCGAGACCAAGCAACCAAACUGUUAUCGAAGGAACGAAUGUAACUUUCCUUUGCACUGCCACUGGGAACCCAACUCCAACCAUAAAAUGGAUGAAGAAUGGCACUUCCGUGUCUGAUGAAGACACUCUCGCCUUUGAAACCAGCAGGAAUGAUUCUGGAAAGUAUUGGUGUUUGGCUAAGAAUGGGCUGGGUGACGCUAUCAAUACGACAGUUUAUCUUGAUGUGCAAUACCCAUCAAGUAUCAUCAUUAAGCCAACGGACAAAAUUAUUACCGAGGGUAAUUUUGUAACCUUCCAUUGUGUUGCCACUGGUAACCCAACUCCAAAGAUAACAUGGACUAAAGAUGGGAAGACUGUGGGUGAAGGAGACACACUGAGUUUUGAAACCAACAGAACUCAAUCUGGGGAAUACUGGUGUUCGGCAGAGAACGGAGUAAAAGCUGUUGUCAAUGCCAGCGCUAAUCUUGACGUCCAAUUUCCACCGAGCUUUGAUUCAAGACCAACAAAUCAAACUGUUAUUGAGGGAACGAAUGCAACUUUCCAUUGCACUGCCACUGGGAACCCAACUCCAACUAUAACGUGGAUGAAAGAUGGAAAAUCUGUGGCAGAAGGACACACUCUCAGCUUUGAAACCAGCAGGAAUGAUUCUGGAAAAUAUUGGUGUUUGGCCACGAAUCGACUUGGUGAAUCUAUCAAUACAACUGUCAAUCUUGAUGUACAAUGUAAGUUUGGUAAAGAAACUACGGAAAAGUGUUUCCUAAAAGAAACAUCAUAA
This is a messenger RNA of Pocillopora damicornis (cauliflower coral), 9573 nucleotides long. Its product is annotated as hemicentin-2. The record is from RefSeq and is a predicted model, not a curated record. Gene Ontology annotation, molecular function: cell adhesion molecule binding. Gene Ontology annotation, cellular component: cell-cell junction; plasma membrane. Gene Ontology annotation, biological process: cell-cell adhesion. NCBI's taxonomy places the organism in Eukaryota, Metazoa, Cnidaria, Anthozoa, Scleractinia, Pocilloporidae.